Saccharomyces kudriavzevii IFO 1802 is the source of this 1983-nucleotide messenger RNA. It is a transcript of the gene ECM38, whose product is annotated as gamma-glutamyltransferase. The coding region runs from base 1 to 1983 and encodes 660 amino acids. Gene Ontology annotation, cellular component: plasma membrane; fungal-type vacuole. The transcript has a single exon. The record is from RefSeq and is a predicted model, not a curated record. Gene Ontology annotation, molecular function: glutathione gamma-glutamate hydrolase. Gene Ontology annotation, biological process: glutathione catabolic process. Lineage: Eukaryota; Fungi; Ascomycota; Saccharomycetes; Saccharomycetales; Saccharomycetaceae.
AUGCCAUCACAUAACAUAAACCGUCCUGCACUCUCGAAUAUUUACUCCAUACAGCGCAUCUUCGCUCUGCUAACUCUAGUUAUGUUGGUAUUUGGAAUGCCGUCGAAAAUGGUGUCAUUCGCCUCGCAAGAAUCUCUGGAAAGGAUAAAUAGUCUUCUCAGAGGCUCUGCUAAUAGAAAUGCUGAUGACUUUACAGCAGGAUUGAGCCAAGAUAAAGACGACAGCGGUGGUGACAAUGAUCACCACAAUAUCGAUAUUGACCCUUUGCCCCGACGCCCCACUUUAACACCCGACGGCCAACUCCUAAAAGUUGGUUUGCAUGGUGCUAUUAGUUCAGAUUUAGAGAUAUGUAGUAAUUUGACCAUAAAUGAAGUUCUGUUGAAAUUCCCCGAAUCUAACGCGGCAGAUGCUGCAGUAACACAGGCACUUUGUAAAGGUAUGGUGAAUUUUUUCAAUAGUGGUAUUGGAGGUGGUGGUUACGCGGUGUUUUCUGGUAAAAACGAUGACGAUCAUCUAUUUAUUGAUUUCAGAGAAAAGGCGCCCAUGGGUUCGAACAAAUUCAUGUUUGAGAACUGUUCUUUGUGUUCGAAGAUAGGAGGUUUAGCCGUGGGCGUUCCGGGAGAACUUAUGGGGCUCUACUAUCUAUACAAAGAAAGGGGCAGCGGCCAAGUUGGGUGGUAUGAUUUGAUCAAGCCAGUGGCAGAGUUGGGAAGUGCUGGUUGGCAAAUAGGUGAAGCACUCGGUGCCACUUUAGAGCUUUAUGAAAGUGUUUUUUUGACAUUAAAGGAGGACUGGUCAUUUGUAUUAAAUUCCACCCAAAAUGGCGUUUUAAAAAAAGGCGAUUGGAUGAAGAGACCGAUGCUAUCCAAUAUGUUGAUGGAACUGGCUAAAAAUGGCUCUGUAGCUCCCUUUUAUGACCCCGAUCACUGGAUUGCUCAAUCAAUGGUUGGUACCAUAGAAAGAUACAAUGGAAUAAUGAACUUGACCGAUAUUGCAUCAUAUGAUGUCCACGUCACCAAACCGCUCUCCAUGCAAAUCAGGAAGGGUGCAAACUACAUUCCUGACAACGAUAUGACUGUACUAACAAGUAGUGGUUCGAGUUCUGGCGCUGCACUCCUCGCGGCACUAAGGAUAAUGGAUAACUUUCCAAACCAAGAAGGAGGCGAUUAUGGCGAAGAGAACACGUACCACUUGCUUGAAAGCAUGAAAUGGAUGGCAAGCGCUCGAAGCAAGUUGGGAGACUAUCCAGGUGAAACAUUGCCUGAUCACAUUAAAGAAGUGUUGGACCCAGGAUGGGCCUUGAAGGCGGUCAAGACUAUCAGAAGCAACUCUCAAGAUGGCAAGUUUAAAACAUUAGAAAACUGGACGCUUUACGAUCCUGCAUACGAUAUUAAUAGCCCUCAUGGAACCGCACACUUCAGUAUAGUGGAUUCUCAUGGGAAUGCUGUUUCUUUGACAACCACCGUCAAUCUGCUGUUCGGUUCCCUGGUGCACGACCCAAAAACUGGGGUAAUUUUCAAUAAUGAAAUGGACGACUUCGCACAAUUCAACAAAUCCAACAGUUUUGAAUUGGCACCGUCCAUUUACAACUUCCCCGAACCGGGGAAAAGACCCCUGUCAUCCACUGCACCCACUAUUGUACUAUCAGAACUGGGUAUCCCUGACCUUGUAGUGGGCGCUUCGGGCGGUUCAAGGAUCACUACGAGUGUUCUGCAAACAAUCGUCAGGACUUACUGGUACAAGAUGCCUAUAUUGGAGACAAUAGCCUAUCCACGUAUGCACCAUCAGUUGUUACCCGACCGCGUCGAAGUGGAAAGCUUCUCCAUGGUUGGCAAAUCUACUCUAAGCACUUUAAAGCAAAUGGGAUACACGAUGAAGGAAGUUUUUCCCAAGAGCGUCGUAAACGCAAUACGCAAUGUCAGGGGAGAAUGGCACGCGGUGAGUGAUUACUGGAGAAAAAGAGGAGUCUCUUCCGUAUACUAA